UUUCUCUUUUUCUUUUUUUCUCUCUCUUUUUUUCCUUCUUCUUUACUUUUACCCUCUCGUUUUUUUUCUUUUUUUUUGCCACCCAUCCCUUUCACUUUUUUCAAAAAAAAAAAAAUGAAAUUCCAGUCCAUUCUUUUAUUCAUUUGUUUGAUGAUCACUUUGAUUCAAGCAUUACCUUUACAAGAACGAUCCAUUUUUUCUGGUGACGGUACAUUUUAUACUGUAGGAUUAGGAUCUUGUGGAAAAACCAAUACGGAUUCAGAACUUGUUGUUGCUUUAAGUAGUUCAUUGAUGGCUAAAGGAAAGUAUUGUGGUAAAAAGAUCAAGAUCACUACACCUACUGGUACCGUCACUGCUACUGUGGUAGAUACUUGUCCUAGUUGUUCACCUUCCUCUGUGGAUUUAUCUCCUGCUGCUUUCAAAAAGAUUGGUAAAGUUGCUGCUGGUAGAAUCUCUAUCAAAUGGUCUUUCCUUUGAUCUCUUUUUUUUUUUUUUCCUUGUUGUAUUCCAUUGUUCAUUUUUUUUACACUUUUCUUCUUCCUUUUUUCUUUCAUGCCAUACUUCAUUCCACUCUCUCUUUCUCUUCUUUUUUUCCAAUCAACCCCUUGUCCCUCUUUCUUUUUUUUUUUAACUUUU
Molecule: messenger RNA, 636 nt
Organism: Halteromyces radiatus
Lineage: Eukaryota; Fungi; Mucoromycota; Mucoromycetes; Mucorales; Cunninghamellaceae
Product: RlpA-like double-psi beta-barrel-protein domain-containing protein-containing protein
Exons: 1
Coding region: 115-477 (120 amino acids)
Source: RefSeq, a predicted model, not a curated record